AUGCUUCCUUCAUCUCAGCAAUCAUUUCAACCAAUGAUGAUGACUGGUCGAAUGAAAAGUGUUUUGAUUUUAAAACGAAAUUUUGAUAAAAAUAUUGUCAGAAAGGAAUUUGCAACAAUGAAAACAAAUGCAAAAGAUCAAAUUCUACGAACUCAAUUUCUAAUACACAUAGCCAGGUACAGAUUUCAAAAUAAAUAUGGAAUACGGUAUUACAUUUUAAUAUUUUGUAUAAUAUUCUACGCUCUAUUAGGUGGUAUUAUAUUUCAUGCUACCGAACAUCAUGAUGAAAUUCAAUAUUUGGAGAGAAAUGUUGAUAAAUUAAAUAUGUUAAUAAGUGGUUUAACGGAUCGUAUUUUCAACGCUGCAAAUAUUACUUUAACACGAAGAAGGCAAAAUCAUGUGGAUGAACUCAUUAAGUAA
This is a messenger RNA of Loa loa (African eye worm), 420 nucleotides long. RefSeq lists its product as hypothetical. The transcript is spliced from 4 exons. Bases 1 to 420 code for a protein of 139 amino acids. The record is from RefSeq and is a predicted model, not a curated record. NCBI's taxonomy places the organism in Eukaryota, Metazoa, Nematoda, Chromadorea, Rhabditida, Onchocercidae.